Messenger RNA from Plasmodium gonderi, 867 nucleotides. RefSeq lists its product as hypothetical. The transcript has a single exon. Lineage: Eukaryota; Apicomplexa; Aconoidasida; Haemosporida; Plasmodiidae. Bases 1 to 867 code for a protein of 288 amino acids. Gene Ontology annotation, biological process: negative regulation of phosphatase activity; negative regulation of transcription by RNA polymerase II. The record is from RefSeq and is a predicted model, not a curated record. Gene Ontology annotation, molecular function: transcription corepressor activity; chromatin binding; phosphatase inhibitor activity.
AUGGUUGAUGAGGAGGGCAAUUUACAAAGUGAAGAAAUCGAAGGAGGAACUAAGAGACUAUUGUUAAAAAUAAGAAAUGAAAAACAAAAUGAAGAAAUAUUAAAAAAAGCGAUAAAUGAAUAUGAACAAACAAUUGAAGUUAUAUCCAACUUAACAAAAAAAUUAAAUUACCGAAUUAUUAUCCCAUUUUCUAAAGUGGCUUUUUAUGAAGGGGAAAUAAAAUAUACAAACAACGUGUAUCAAGAUAUUGGUUGUAACACCUACUGUGAAAGGACAGCAGAAAAGGCUCAAGCAUUUCUUGAAAAAAAAUUAAAAUUUUAUCAAGAUAAAUAUAAAAUUGUCAAUGAUGCUAUAAACAAAUUAACAAAAGAACUUGAACUCUCUUUAGAACUUAAUUACAAUUUAAAUUAUGAAAAAGACGAAGAGGAAAAAGCGAGUCUAAAUAAUGUGUUUGUGCGUCCAGAUGGAUUUUUAGAAAUUCGUGAAGAAUAUCAUGAAAGUGAAGACGAAGAAUAUUUGGCCAAAAUCAGAAAAAGAAAUUACCUCAAAAAUGAACCAAACGAAGAAGCACAAGCACCAAAACGGGAAUAUCAUGACGAUGACCAUCAUACUACGAUAACGAACUCAUGCAAACAAAAACAGGAUAGAGACAAUCUUACUUCAAACAGUGUUAGUACAGAAGUGUGCAAAUCUAUUUCAACGAAUAAAAAUGAUAAGAACAAAUGUUUGCAAAAUAAAGAACAAAGUACUUGUAGAGAAAAGGACAAUAACUCAUCUAAAAUGAAAUCCUUGAAUGUUAACGAGCACGGAUUUUUAAAUAUAAAAGAAAACUACACCAGUAGUAGUGAUAGCGAAUGUGUCCAGUGA